Messenger RNA from Colletotrichum destructivum, 1391 nucleotides. Its product is annotated as Putative flagellum site-determining protein YlxH/ Fe-S cluster assembling factor NBP35. Gene Ontology annotation, biological process: iron-sulfur cluster assembly. NCBI's taxonomy places the organism in Eukaryota, Fungi, Ascomycota, Sordariomycetes, Glomerellales, Glomerellaceae. Bases 358 to 1389 code for a protein of 343 amino acids. Gene Ontology annotation, molecular function: ATP-dependent FeS chaperone activity; 4 iron, 4 sulfur cluster binding; ATP binding. The record is from RefSeq and is a predicted model, not a curated record. The transcript has 2 exons. Gene Ontology annotation, cellular component: cytosol.
CAUUCACCUACCUACUGAACUCAUUUACUCUACAAAUAAUAUCUAGAUGAUGCAGAAUAUCCAGCUUUGAACUCGGAAACACAUAUCCUAAAGUCUGCUCUACCUAACGGACUCUUCCAUCCGGCUUAUCAAUCAACUUCACCUCAGCUGCGCCGCCUCAAGUUCAACGCCGGUCCCGGACCUGGAACCUCGCUGCGAGGCAACUCAUAACUGCCAUUCCUUUCACUCUUCUGGGACCUUCAUACGCCUGGAGGGAACUUAUCUUCCAUCGACAUUCUUUUCACCUCUAGCACCCUUCUUAUUAGAUUUUUUCUUUCUUUUUUUUAGAAAAGAAAUCAAGGAAAGAAACCCCCCAAGAUGGCACCCUCUUUAGAAGAAGACCCGGACUCGGUUCAGGACGUCCUCGCCAAUCCGCUGAAACAGAAACCCUCCCUCGUCGCGCCAGAACCGGAACAUUGCCCCGGCCCGGAAUCCGCGGCGGCGGGCACGGCCGACUCUUGCGCCGGCUGCCCGAAUAAGGAGAUCUGCGCCGCGACGGCGACCAAGGGCCCGGAUCCGGACAUCCCCAUCAUCGCGUCGCGCCUCGCCUCCGUCGCGCACAAGAUCCUCGUGCUCUCGGGGAAGGGCGGCGUCGGCAAGUCGACCUUCACGACGCUCCUCGCGCACGCCUUCGCGACGAACCCGGACAGCACCGUCGGCGUCAUGGACACGGACAUCUGCGGGCCCUCGAUCCCCAAGAUGCUCGGCGUCGAGUCCGAGACGGUCCACGUCUCGGGCGCCGGCUGGUCCCCCGUCUGGGUCCUCGACAACCUCGGCGUCAUGUCGAUCCAGUUCAUGCUCCCCGACCGCGACGCUGCCGUCAUCUGGCGCGGCGCCAAGAAGAACGGCCUCAUCAAGCAGUUCCUCAAGGACGUCGAGUGGGGCCCCCUCGACUUCCUCCUCGUCGACACGCCCCCCGGUACCAGCGACGAGCACCUCAGCGUCAACACCUUCCUCCGAGACAGCGGCAUCGACGGCGCCGUCGUCGUCACAACACCUCAGGAGGUCUCGCUGCUCGACGUCCGCAAGGAGAUUGACUUUUGCCGCAAGGCCGGCAUCCGCGUGCUGGGGCUCGCCGAGAACAUGGCCGGCUUCGUGUGCCCCAAGUGCACGAACCAAAGCGAGAUCUUCCGGGCGACGACGGGCGGCGGCCGGGCGCUGGCCGAGGAGAUGGGGGUGCCGUUCCUGGGCAGCGUGCCGCUGGAUCCGCGCAUCGGCAUGGCGUGCGACUACGGCGAGAGCUUCUUCGACAGUUUCCCGGAUAGUCCCGCAUGUCUGGCGUUCAAGGAGGUUGUGAGGAACGUAAGCAAAGAGAUAGGGCUGAACGAGAAGGACGUGCUGCCCGAGUAGAU